Diceros bicornis minor is the source of this 1512-nucleotide messenger RNA. It is a transcript of the gene FGL2, whose product is annotated as fibrinogen like 2. The coding region runs from base 31 to 1353 and encodes 440 amino acids. Lineage: Eukaryota; Metazoa; Chordata; Mammalia; Perissodactyla; Rhinocerotidae. The record is from RefSeq and is a predicted model, not a curated record. The transcript is spliced from 2 exons.
CCCUGCUGGGGUGAGAACACCACCGCAAAGAUGAAGCUGGCAAAGUGGUGCUGGCUGAGCUCAGCUGUCCUCGCUGCUUAUGGUGUUUUGGUUGUAGCAAACAGUGAAACAGAGGAAAUUAAAGAUGAAACAGCCAAGGACGCCUGCCCAGUGAGACUAGAAAGCAGAGGGAAAUGCGAGGAGAGAGGCGAAUGUCCCUACCAGGUGAACCUGCCCCCGCUGACGAUUCAGCUCCCGAAGCAGUUUGGCAGGAUCGAGGAGGUUUUCAAAGAAGUCCAGAACCUCAAGGAAAUCAUAAGUAGCCUGCAGAAAUCUUGCCAAGAUUGCAAACUACAGGCUGACGACAACCGAGACCCAGGCAGGAAUGGACUGCUCUUACCCAGCACAGGAGCCCAGGGAGAGGCUGGGGACAACAGAGUGAGAGAAUUAGAGAGCGAGGUCAACAAGCUGUCCUCUGACCUAAAGCAUGCAAAGGAGGAGAUCGACGUGCUUCAGGGUCGCCUGGAGAAGCUGAAUCUUGUAAAUAUGAACAACAUAGAAAAUUAUGUUGAUAGAAAAGUGGAAAAUCUAACAUUUGCCGUCAAUAGUUUGGAUGGCAAAUGUUCAUCUAAGUGUCCCAAUCAAGAACAAAUACAAUCACGCCCAGUUCAACAUCUAAUAUAUAAAGAUUGCUCUGACUACUACACAAUAGGCAGAAGAAGCAGUGAGACCUACAGAGUUACACCAGAUCCCAAAAAUAGUAGCUUUGAAGUUUUCUGUGACAUGGAGACCAUGGGGGGUGGCUGGACAGUGCUGCAGACGCGUCUCGAUGGAAGCACCAACUUCACCAGAACAUGGAAAGACUACAAAGUGGGCUUUGGAAACCUCAGAAGAGAAUUUUGGCUGGGGAAUGAUAAAAUUCAUCUUCUGACCAAGAGUAAGGAAAUGAUUCUAAGAAUAGAUCUUGAAGACUUUAAUGGUGUCAAACUCUAUGCCUUGUAUGAUCAGUUUUAUGUGGCCAAUGAGUUUCUCAAAUACCGUUUACACCUUGGUAAUUAUAAUGGCACAGCUGGAGAUGCUUUACAUUUCAGUAAACAUUACAACCAUGAUCUGAAGUUUUUCACCACCCCAGACAGAGACAAUGAUCGAUAUCCCUCUGGGAACUGCGGGCUCUACUACAGUUCAGGCUGGUGGUUUGAUGCAUGUCUUUCUGCAAACUUAAACGGCAAAUAUUAUCACCAAAAAUACAGAGGUGUCCGUAAUGGGAUUUUCUGGGGCACCUGGCCUGGUAUUAGUGAGGCACACCCUGGGGGCUACAAGUCCUCUUUCAAAGAGGCCAAAAUGAUGAUUAGACCCAAAUAUUUUAAGCCAUAAAUCACUAAUGCUCAUUCCUCUGGUAAUUCAUAUCUAAUACGGCAAUUAAUUCCUUCAGCACUUUGGAAUAUGUUUCGUACUCCUUUUCCACGGCUAAAAACUUACCUCUGAGCAGUGGGUUCUUAUGCUACACAGCAUUUGAAAUAAAGCUGAAAAAUA